CUUGGAACGGAAUAAUGCAAUGGAGCCAGAGCCCUCUAGGCUCUACUAAUCAACGCCGAAAAGAUACAACAAAGUUGCUGACUUCAGAGACGUUAAACUUGCCCAGCAAGAAUGAAAAUACAAUAUCAAAUGCGUUAUAAAAUACAUCCUCUCUGACUUUAUGCUUUUAAACCAAUUAUGUAUUGUUUAAAACGUUUUCCGUAUCGUCUUAUUGAUUAUUUUGGUCUGGCACACAGGAGUCAGCCAUGGAGCUAGAUCGGUAGCAAUUUGCUAGUUACUACGGGGAAGUGAAGGAAAAACGGUUAAAAACGGUGUAACUUCAGACAAUUUGUACGAUGGCAUCGCAGCCUCCUCCUAAACCGUGGGAAAGGCGGAUUCCAGGAGCAGCCAUGAGUGCACCAGUUAACUAUCGGUCAACUGACUUUGCCCCACCAGGUCCCUCCACCUCCGGCCUCUCUGGUCCCGCAGGUCCUCCCGUCUUGACCCGCAUGGUGCCCCCUGUCCCCCCUCGCCCUGUCCAGUCCAUCCAGCCCUACCGUCCCUCCUACGGCUCCUUCCCUGGCUCCUCACACAACCCCUAUGGUAGCUCCAGCCUCUACGGUGGAGCAUACAGCCCCUACAGUCCCUACAGUGGUGGCUAUGGCAUGGGAGGGGGGCUCGGUGGUGGCCUUGGUGGGAGCCUGGGCUACAGCCGCUUCGGCCAAACCGGUGGUGAAGACGUGGCGCCCAGUCGGUUUGUCCAACAGGCAGAGGAGAGCAGCCGUGGCGCCUUCCAGUCCAUCGAGAGCAUCGUCCAGGCCUUCACCUCGGUCAGUAUGAUGAUGGACGCCACCUUCUCGGCCGUCUACAACAGCUUCCGAGCCGUGCUGGAUGUAGCCAACCACCUGACACGUUUACGGAUGCACUUUACUAAGGUUCUGUCGGCCUUUGCCCUGGUGCGCACCCUGCGCUACCUGUACCGCCGCAUACAGAGGAUGCUGGGGCUGAGGCGUGACGGUGAGGUGGAGGACCUGUGGGCAGACAGUGAAGGAGCUGUUCUGGCGACCAGAGGUGCUGGAGCCGCAAUGGAAGACCCCAGAGCCGGAGCGGUCAAGUCGUGGCCCAUCUUCCUUUUUCUGGCUGUGGUCCUAGGAGGGCCCUAUCUCAUCUGGAAGCUGCUGAGCUCCGCCCAGGGGCCCGAGGAGAGCGUCACCAACUGGGCUAGUGGGGAGGAUGACCAUGUGGUUGCCAGGGCGGAGUAUGACUUCACAGCUGCGUCGGAGGAGGAGCUCUCACUGAAUGCUGGAGACAUGCUCAACCUGGCUCCUAAAGAGCAUCAACCCAGGCUGCGUGGGUGGCUGCUGGCCAGUGUAGACGGCCAGACCACAGGCCUCAUACCUGCCAACUACGUCAAGGUCCUGGGGAAGAGGAGAGGCAGGAAGCACGCUGAGCUGGAGAGGCUGGCUCAGGUUCAGGCCCAGCCAGGGAACCCACUGGGCACCUCCCUUCAAGCCCUCCAACCUAACCUGGCUACGGGCCCAGUGCCAACUCUAGCCCCAGGCUUGGUUUCAGGCCUAGGCCCAGCUGAAGCCGUCCCAGUAACUAUCCCAGAGGAGCUGCUGGAGUGCGUGUAUAGGGAAUCACCAGCCGGUUACAGCAGCCUGGGCCUGGGUGUAGUGCCCAGCACCACUACAGCUUCAAGCACAGUGCUCACCAUACCAGAGAAGAUGGACCUGUGAUGUCUGACUUUGUGUUUUCCCACACAUCUGUUGAGGCUGUACGUGGUUUGUUGAUGAGCUGUUCUGUAUAGCUCGGUCCCGUCCAGCAGUGGGGAACCACUUGAUCUACAUCCAGAAGGUGACUCAUGUUCACAAUUCAGUGGCUUUGGUUUGCCAUUUAAUCUGCCUGGAAGCAAUUAGUAAGGUUGGUAUAUGAGGUAUUGAGUACCUGGAUAAAGGAGAAGUAGUUAUGUCAGACAUCUGGAAUUGAGUGUUUCUAGAACACUAUCUUGGUUUGGAUGUCUUGUCAGUGGUUAUCUAAACCAACCAAUACCUAUCCUGUACCAGCCUUGUCAGUACGGUUACACUACAUUUUAGCCCAAUAAUGAUGCAUAUUUAAAUGUUUUUGAUAUAGAUUUAUUUAAUUAACAGUGAAUGAGUACAUUAAGAUCAAAUUAAGUACGCUAAGAGAUUAUGCUAAUAUUUGAGAGAAUAUUGCAUCUUUUGACGUUGACAGGACAAAGCCAUAAUCUUAUGUUUCUGAAAUUCACCGAUUUGUUCCACGUGAAUGUCGUUGGUUUGAUAUUAAAAGAUAAAUUAAUGGGAAUAGAACGGGCUUGGAAGCUCUAUCCCUGGCAAUUUGACUGGUAAACUCAUGGGUACACUCACAAUGGCUGCCUGAUUGUGACUCAAUCGUUUCCAUGGUAUUUUGGAAUGUUCUAUCAACUCCUGGGUUGCCAUGGUAAUGUACAACAUUUAUUCAAAUGAUGCUAGCUGAUGUGGCUCAUGCAAUGGAAUGUAUUGUUUUUGUAAUGUCAGUUGACAUCACAGGCCCAAUUGAAGAGUACAACUUCCUACUUGUACUUCCUGGCUCGGGUCUAGGUUGAAGAUGGGAAUAUUUUAGACCUAGGCAUGGGUACGCUCAAUGUCUACCAGUCCACCUAUUAUGUCAACAUUGACUUGGAGACUAUUUAUAUGGAUAAAUUACUAUCAAGGUUCAGAUUUGGUUCCAAUGGAAGGAUUGACUUGGUUUUAAAUCGGUGUUAAUAUGGUUGUAAAAUGUUGUUUGAAAUUCGGGAAUGGUCCAACUAUAUCUUGAAUGUUCUGUAAAAUGUCCUAAAUAUUCAAAGUGGAGUUUUGAACUUGGAAAAUAGAACUAUCCAAUAUCAAGAUAUAUUAAAUCAAGAAGUUUUGUUGAAUGCAUCUGUGUAAGAACUGAAAUAGCAGUCCUCAUCUUGGGGUGUUUCAGUGGUAUUUUUAGUCCUCACUCUCCUGAAAAACUGUAAUUAUGUAAAUACAAUUAUUUUGGAAAUAAACAUUUUCAAAACC
Salvelinus namaycush (lake trout) is the source of this 3026-nucleotide messenger RNA. RefSeq names its product peroxisomal membrane protein PEX13-like. Gene Ontology annotation, molecular function: protein binding. Lineage: Eukaryota; Metazoa; Chordata; Actinopteri; Salmoniformes; Salmonidae. The coding region runs from base 336 to 1718 and encodes 460 amino acids. The record is from RefSeq and is a predicted model, not a curated record. Gene Ontology annotation, biological process: protein import into peroxisome matrix, docking. The transcript has 4 exons. Gene Ontology annotation, cellular component: peroxisome; peroxisomal membrane; peroxisomal importomer complex.